UUUUUGAUUUUUAGGGAAUCAUCGAGUGAGGGAUCGAAACUUGUCUGGGCAUGUUCUGUGGGGAAAGUUUACAACAAUUGACUUUUCAGAAUGUAGUCCAAAUUCUUGGUGGUGAUAUUUGGAAAAUUAUUUUGGGACUUAAUGCUAGAAAACUUGGGGGAAUCAAGGGAUCUUUUUUUUUUCCCCUUGUCUGCUGUUCUUCAUUCCUGCCUGCUCAUACCAAGAACAUUACUGUUGCGUACCACAUCCGGCUACCAUACCACUUCCUGACAUUGUGAAAGCUGUUUUAUUUAAAGUAGAACACAGAUUCCUAUUAUGUGUUUUCUAAAGAGGCUGAACUUUAACAUGAAGGUUAUGAGGAACACUGAGCGCAAAGGAAAUAGAAAAGGCUUGUUCUCAGUCAAGACUCUAAUAACUUUAUAAUUAUUAUUUCUCAGAGUUCCACUUGAGAGGUGCAAGGAUCUGUAUUUAGGAAAUUUAUCGUUUGGUACAUUUAGCAGCAGUACAGCAAAGCUGUUGAUUUAUAAAAUGUAUUUCUGAAUCUGUGACUCCAGUCCAAGUGCUUUCAAUGAGGAGGAUGUGUUAUGAGCUCUAUGGGAAUGUAACUAGACCUCUGAAGAACGGACUUUACUAGAGGUAUCACAAGCAGUUCUUUGUUGCUUCCCUAGAUCAGACUGGAUGGCCGGAUUGCACAUCAACACCUGAAUAUUGGUUCUGUGCAGGAGUACAUACUAGUGGUAUAAUUUGGAAAAUAAGAUUUGACUUUGAUUUUUCUAUUUGGUCUUUUUAUCCAGUUUUAAUUGUGGAUUAAUGAAGUGCAGUUUUAAAGAUGUCAGAAAAAAUAAGUGGAGAAAAGAAUCCAGAUGUGCGUCCCAAAACCUAUAGAAGUCGAAGUGCAGAUGACAAGAAAGAUGGUUAUGCUUGGAGUGGAAAGAAGCGUUCACGAUCAAGCAAGACUGAGAGCUCUUCUGAUGCUGAAGUAAUAGACUCUGUUGGAAAGUCUGUCACUCCCCUGCACCAGAGAGAAAGAAAGUACAGUUCGUGUUCAGAUGUGGGUGCAGACCAUUCAUGUAGUCGUAGACAGUUAGGGAGGUCCUUUAAACAGAAGUUUCAAGAUGCUGUGGGGCAAUGCUUCCCUAUAAAGACUCUUAAUAGACACUGUCCACCAUUUGGCUCAAAGAGAAAAAUUCACAUUAGUGAGUUGAUGUUGGAUAAGUGCCCUUUCCCAAUAAAAUCUGAACUGGCUCUCAGGUGGCACUUAAUUAAACGCCAUACAAUCCCAGUAAGUCAAAAGAAUAAAGAGUGCGUUAACGCAGAGGUGGGACUUCAAAAUGGCGAUGAAAGAACAAUUGAAAGACUAGUAAUGCCCUCUUCUCGUACAUGGCGUCAUACGUGUGAAAGAGAUGGAGAAACCUGUUCCAGAAGAUGCCAUCCAGAUUUCUCUCUGGAGAUUGAGGCAUUGCCAAGUGAUGAGGAAAACGAUUUUGAGUCAGAUGAUGAAAUAGUGACUCUCUGUGCAAGUUCUAGCAGGAUAAGUAGACCCAAAUUAGAACUGGAUAAAGGAUGCAAUGAGCAAGAAGUUUUAACAAAGUGUCACACUCAGGUUGAUUAUGUUCAUUGCUUGGUUCCUGAUCUUCUGCAAAUAAAUAAUAAUCCAUGCUACUGGGGAGUAAUGGAUAGAUAUGCAGCUGAGGCUUUGCUAGAAGGAAAACCAGAAGGAACCUUUUUACUGAGAGAUUCUGCACAAGAGGAUUACCUUUUUUCUGUUAGUUUCAGAAGAUAUAGUCGUUCUCUACAUGCCAGGAUUGAACAGUGGAAUCACAGCUUCAGCUUCGAUGCGCAUGACCCCUGUGUUUUCCAUGCACCUGAUGUUACUGGCCUCCUUGAACAUUACAAAGAUCCGAACUCGUGUAUGUUUUUUGAGCCGUUAUUGUCUGUUCCAUUGCACAGGACCUUUCCUUUUUCAUUGCAGCAUCUCUGCAGAACAGUCAUCUGUAGCAAAACUAAAUAUGAUGCCAUUGAUCAUCUCCCUGUUCCCUCUUCACUUAAAACCUACCUAAAGGAGUACCAUUAUAAACAUAAGGUUAGAGUGCGCAGGAUUGACCAAUAAAGUCAAACAGCAUCUUUAAGUUUGACUGUGGAGAGGGGAAUACUGCUGUUAAGCUUUCAGGUCUAUAUUAGACUCCCAACACUGUUGCAAAAUUGCCUUGUGUCUUGAUUUACCUCCAGUGUGCAUACGUUCCUUGUAAUACUUUGUAGAGUGGGUUACAACUUAAUAACCGAAAAAAUGUUUUCUUUCACCUCCAAGUGACCUUUUGGGUACCUCAUCUUUUUAUACUACUUGUUUUCAGUAUUGCACCUUAUGUAACUAGUAAUGGUCCAAAACGUGUAAACCAGUUUGGAUGUACAGUUUGGUAGCAGGAAUAAGUAGACCAAUAUUUGCACUUUAGUCUGUCUAAAUUUAUUGUUUGUAGGCUUUUCUUUUGAAAAGCUAUUUUGCAAGAUUACUGUUUAAACAUGAGUACUCAACGUGUUUUCUUUAAGUUUACAUUUUAGUUAUCGAAAGCAUAUUCUGUAUAUACAAUAUUUAUUUGUACUGAGACUGGCGGGCUCUAUUGGAAAUCCAGUUACAAGUGCAAGUUUUACCUUUUACUUUCUGUAAACUGAACACUUUAUGACAGAUACUGAACACAAGUGCAGUUUAUUACAGUACACCACUUCAGCUGUUUUUUGUCUGAAUGAGACAUAAUGAGCAAUAGCUUUAUAUAUGUAUAAGUUAUUUAUUUUUGCAGUAAAAAAUCCUGUCUGGUUUAACAGAA
This is a messenger RNA of Protopterus annectens (West African lungfish), 2819 nucleotides long. It is a transcript of the gene SOCS4, whose product is annotated as suppressor of cytokine signaling 4. The transcript has 2 exons. The coding region runs from base 830 to 2110 and encodes 426 amino acids. The record is from RefSeq and is a predicted model, not a curated record. Gene Ontology annotation, cellular component: phosphatidylinositol 3-kinase complex. Gene Ontology annotation, biological process: phosphatidylinositol phosphate biosynthetic process; intracellular signal transduction. Gene Ontology annotation, molecular function: 1-phosphatidylinositol-3-kinase regulator activity. Lineage: Eukaryota; Metazoa; Chordata; Ceratodontiformes; Protopteridae.